This is a messenger RNA of Rubroshorea leprosula, 547 nucleotides long. NCBI's taxonomy places the organism in Eukaryota, Viridiplantae, Streptophyta, Magnoliopsida, Malvales, Dipterocarpaceae. The record is from the annotation of a GenBank genome assembly.
CUCCUUUAGUUUUAUCAAUCAACUCUUCCUUUUUCUUUUUCUUUUAUUAUUAUUUUUGUUUGCUAUUUUGCUGGAUAUGCUUCCCAUGUAUGUUCACAUGCGCAAUGCAGAAUCAAAUCUUUUGCUGGCAAAGCAAUCAGGGUCCCCCAGAAUCCAAGUCAUGCCUUUUGGUUUCAGGUUACACUUUGUAUCCCCAGCAGAUGUUGAGGAGCUCUCAGAAAAUUCAAGGACUUACAGGGCAGUUUCCCCUUUUGGAAACAAAAUUGAUUGGAGAAGAGUUACUGCCACAAUCUGAGGCUGAUUAGAUCGAAAAUAUGUUCCUGGACCUGAAGGAAUUGUCAGAAUUUCAUAAAAGAUCAUUUGAAUGUGCUGUUGACCCUAUCCGCGGUAUUGCAGCCAGUCAUCUUUCGCAGGUGCUGUAUGUUAAAACUUUGAUCCUUUUAGUUUUUAGAGUAUUUGUUUACUGUGUUUGCUAUAUUUCUGCAGCUUGUAGUUAUUCAUGCUGACCUGAAUGGCCACCUGAAGUCACUAAAAGAUUAUUUUCUGU